This is a messenger RNA of Oikopleura dioica, 915 nucleotides long. NCBI's taxonomy places the organism in Eukaryota, Metazoa, Chordata, Appendicularia, Copelata, Oikopleuridae. The record is from the annotation of a GenBank genome assembly.
AUGAAAAUUUCAAGAUUCAAUUGCCACUGCGGCGAUUGCCGACAAAAAGGCUCGGGUCAAAAAACCAUUUCUCCGCUUUCCUGGCCUAGCGAUCUUGAAUUGGAAGCGGCUUUUUUCGUUGACGACGUCCUGAAAUUCCGCAUCAAAGGAGAGGACCAUGAGGGCAUGAUUCCGGGAGAAGUUCUCAGAAAAUUUGUCAGAGACGAAGUCGCUCGAACAAAAGCAGCGACGAAAAUGAUAUACGAGCGAAUCACGAAUCCCGAAGUUGAUUUCUUGGAGCUUGAAAACGAAGCAGGAAAACACGCGCUUACCAAAAAUGUGAUGGAGGACGGCUACUGCGUGAUCAAAGGCUGCGAGAGUAAGAUUGCACCACCUGUCACGACUCUUUACGGAGUGACGCAGGAAAUCAAGAAUGGGCCGAAUCCGAUAAAUAUUGCGCUUUCGGGCAUCUAUCUCGGCCCGCACAUGGACUAUCCUUACAUGGAAUCGCCACCAGGAGUUUCUUUCAUGCUUUGUAGAAGAAACGACGAAUGCGUCGAAGGUGGCGAAUCAAUCAUGAUCGACGCAUUCGAAGUUGCGGAAGAGUCCGAUAUCAAAAUCCACUGGGAUCGAGACGAUCCUGUCUACAUCGAAUGGGAACAGCCGCAUAUCGUCGUUGACGGCGAAGGAGUCAUCACGAGGAUCAACUGGGGACCAGCAUUUGAAGGAAAAAGCAAAAAUGUUUCGAUGACGAGCGAGUACUUGAAGGCGUACAGAUUUUUCAUGGAGAAAGUAAACGAGUCUCCGACAAAAACAAUCAGAAAACUUGACGCUGGUGAAUGUCUUGUGGCUUAUUUGAAUAUCUGCGAGUUCCGUUCGAAAGCGCAAAUUCAUGAGAUAACCCAAGGCGAUGGUCAGCUCGUCAAGAUGAUUUGA